AUUGGUUCUCUUUCUUUGUCCUCGCAGAGCAUUGAACCAGAAAACAACGACGGAGUGGGCGGCGACAGGAAGAGGAGGUGACUUGUGCAGAGCGACAUGGCUAUGGUGUAGUUUGCUGCUCGCGUCGUUCGCGCUGUCGUAAGAGCGAAGGGUGUCGUUGCGUGCAUGCCUGGUAGGAAGACGGCAGCGUGUGUGUGUGUGUGUUUUGCAAGCGCGGUCGUAGGACGGCAGGGUGUGUGUGUGUGGCUUGCACGCGCGCGCUGGCGUGCGAGAGUGAAGAGGGUGGGUGUUUUCUCGCGCGCGCCAGAGACAGGUAAGGUAGGGUGGUGGUGCCUGCGUGUGACACGUGGGACGACAGAGGGGGGAGGAGGGGGCCGAAAAGUGGGGUGCCAGCUGUCGUCCGGGUCGGGACCUUGAUGGCGGGGAACGGGGGAUCGGCUACGGAGAACUCUUUUCGCGCGACCGACACGUGGCGUCGGCAUCCGAUGCUAUCCCGACAGGGAAGAAAGGCGUUGCCCGGCAUGGGUAUCGCCAUCGUGCUAUUCUCGGGCUACCUUUUUGUGGAGGGCAUGUCGCGGAAGCUGGCGGAAUCCUCAUCAUCCUCUUCGGCCAAAGGUCAUUAGGGCCAUCAAGCGCCUACGGUAGCAUGACCGGGGUCGUUUUUUGGCUGGAGGGUCGUUUGGCUGGAGGGUCGUUUGGCCCGGGCGGUGGCGAUGGCGAUUACGGCGUUAUGUGGAUUGCCAGCCCGGCAGGCAUUCAUUGGCGGCGCAUGCGCGACACGCGCAACAACAGCGCAUCCGCAACGGCGACUCUUGGAGCGUCUGACGGCGGCGAAUCCGCCGCCGCAGCUACUCGCGGAGCGUCUGACUGCGGCGAAAUCGGGAAAACAAGGGUUGAUGACAGGCGCAACAAGGGUCUGGGGGAAUAGGCAUUGGGGGGCCGGGGAUUACGGGGGAAGCGGAGCGGUGGAUGCGGUGCGCGGGGUGGGAUGGCACGGGUUUCACCGCGGAACGCUCGCACCACUGAUGACAGGCUUGGUGUCCCGGUUAUGGCCAAUGAGGAGUGAAGGGGUGGGUGAUGACGGAGAUCGCAGGGGGGGGGGAAAGAAUCUGUGGCGCAGAGAAGGGGAGGCAGCGCAUUCGGAUGAUGGGAGGACGGAGUGGGGGAUUCGGCGGGCAGGAUGGUAGCGGAGAGCGCGUGGGGGCGCGCGACCAGGUAAGGUGGGGGGAAGCGGAGGAGGAGGAGGGCCGUGUCGAAGGCAAGGAGUUGGCGGGAAACAAGCUGCGUUGGCGGGAGGAUGACCGUGUCGAACGCAAGGAGUUCAAAUUGGCGGGAAACACGCUGCGGUGGCGGGAGGAGGACGAGUUGGCGGGAAACAAGCUGCGUUGGCGGGAGGAGGAGAACCGUGUCGAAGGCAAGGAGUUGGCGGGAGGAGGACCGUGUCGAAGGCAAGGAGUUCAAGUUGGCGGGAAACAAGCUGCGGCGGCCGAAAGAGCAGGAGGAAGCGACUGGAGACGUUGCGUUUGGGCAUUCCCUUCGUCGAGAGGCGCUUCUUGUGAUUGACAUGCAAAGGGACUUCUGUCUUCCGAGCGCGCCACUCUUCGUUGCAGGCGCACCGGCCAUCCUGCCGGUCGUCCGUGAAGCUGUGGCUAUGGCGAGAGAGAGAGGCGUCGUCGUUGUGUGGGUUGUCCGCGUGCAUGACCCCAGUGGGGUUGACGUUGAGAGAUCCCGAAGGGGCCUCUUUAGAUCGGGAAGGAAUGGGGGGAAUGGAGGGGUGUGUGUGGAAGGAAGCGAGGGCGCGCGACUUGUAGAUGGGCUCGUUAGUGAAGACGACGAUGUCGUUGUGGUGAAGAAGCGAUGGAGUGGGUUCUUGUUCACCCAGCUGGACCUCGUUCUUCGCCGUCUCGGCAUCACUGAUCUGGUCCUUGCCGGGAUCCAGACGCCCAACUGUGUCAGAGCGACCGCGUUCGACGCCGUGGCGCUGGAUUAUCGUACGGUAUCAGUGCUGAGAGACGCAACGGCAGCGGCAAGUCCCGACGUGCACGACGCGAAUCUUUUCGACAUGCGGAACGUGGGAAUUGCGACCCCGACGGUCGCGGAGUGGGUGUCUUCUUCUGGGUGGGAGAUAGGCUGCCAAGCAGAGUAGUAGUGGGGUCCAAGACAGUGCCGCUCACCCUCACCCCCCUGCAAUGUUGUGGAGAAGUAGCAGCAAGCGGUCGUUGUCUGUCUGUGUGACAUGAGUGUGACGAGUGUGACGAGUGUGACAUGCUUGCGCCAUGAGUGUUGUAUGACUUCGUUCGGUGUGAAUGUUAUUAAUGUUUGUUGGAGUGGAAUGCAGGUUGUUGCCGCCGAGUAGGGGAAAGAAGCUGAGUUGAAGAAGGGAGAGGGGGGAAAGAGGGGGGAGGGGAAGAGAAAAGAAGAGGGUAGGAGAAAACGAAUUGGGCAUGGCUAUGGAAAACAAAAUGGCGCCAAAAGUUUGCCUCACGUGCGCAGGGUGUUGCCGAAUGAAUGGUGGGCGACAGGAAGGAGAAGUGGAUUUUCUAAAUUUUGUUGCUUCCCGCCAAAUACCAGGAUUUCGCGCCAAAUCCCAGGACAUCGAUUGUGGGCAUACAAGGGAACGACGUCAACGGGACUUGCGAAGUGACUGUGUGGGGAUCGCGACUGUAGUGCGGACUCGUUAGUUUCUUUUUUCUGUUUUUUUCAAUUCUACUAAUGACAAGAGCGUGUAUACUUGCAGUGGAAAAAAAAAAGAAAAAAAAAAGUAUCCUGUUUCUUUGCUCAAAACAAAAGCAAUGAAAAAAA
Molecule: messenger RNA, 2802 nt
Organism: Chara braunii
Lineage: Eukaryota; Viridiplantae; Streptophyta; Charophyceae; Charales; Characeae
Source: the annotation of a GenBank genome assembly